GAAAAAUGUGGGCAGGGGAAUGAAGAGGAUGGGACAGUGCAAGGUUCCUUCCAUGCUUUCGAGGCUCCGUGGCUGACCACUUUGCAACUCGCCACCUAGAGCAUGCACCGUUCACUGAUCGUGGCCGCGCUCGUCGCGUCGGCAGCUGCGCAGUUCACGCCUGGCACGUGCAACAAGGAGCUCACGGACGCCGCAUUCGCGUGCGCCAAGCUCUUUCCUAGCGCGUCGGGCUCGCCAGCCGAGUCGUUCAACAAGAUUGCGUCACCCGACGGCCAUUUGCGCAUCUGCUACGGCGACGCGCCCGAGUGCAACGACCUCCAGCGGCUUGCGCUCACGCCGGCUGGCGACUGCACAGUCCAGGUCUGGAAGGGCGGCUACGUCAACCUCAAGACGAUCAUCUCGCCAUGCCCGAGCCCGCUUCCGCCGCGCGUCCAGGAGAAGCGGCUGUGCACGGCGACGGGGCUGAUCGUCUCCGAGUUCUACGGCCGCAUUUACACGGACAUUGUCCGCCACAACGACAACGAGAUCUUCCUCUACAACGUCAUCAUCAAGACGCUCGUCGCCAAGAGCAACGGCCAGUGCUUGGAAGCCGUGCCCGGCCCGCCGCACCCGUACUUGGGCGACGGCGGCGUCAUGACGGUCCCGUGCCGGCCGUCGGAGCCGCUGCAGCAGUGGACCUUCCAGGACCAGCGCGUCGCGGCAACGACCGCCGGGAUGGCCUCCUUCUGUCUCAACACCAACCCGUUCCUACGCGGGUCGGGCGCCAACGUCGCCCCAUGCAACGUGGGGCAGCUCUCGACGACUACGUUUGUCGAUUGCGCGAGCCUCACGACGUCGUACAUCACCAUCAAGACGCUCAAGAGUGGCAACCGCCUCAGCGAGUACUACACCAGCCUGUACGCCAACGCGCCGGCCAACAACUACAACGAGCUCUUCGUUUGGGACCAAGCCAACAAGAUGCUCAAGGUCGCCAGCAACAACCAGUGCUUGGACGCGUACAAGGACAACGCCGACGGCAAGGUCCAAGUGCACACGUACCCGUGUGACGUCAACAACGGCAACCAGAAGUGGAACUACAACACCAACACCAAGACGCUCGAGCACGCGACCCACGCUGGCCAGUGCUUGGACGCCGACCCGACGUACGCCGACCACCACGCGCAAAUGUGGGCGUGCACGCCCAACAACAUCAACCAGCAGUGGUCCCUCGAUACCUUCUUUGGCUGAUUGCACACUUGAUACAUUGAUACUUUCUGGAAAAUACAGGCGUUGUAGCUUGC
Molecule: messenger RNA, 1280 nt
Organism: Saprolegnia diclina VS20
Lineage: Eukaryota; Oomycota; Saprolegniomycetes; Saprolegniales; Saprolegniaceae
Exons: 1
Coding region: 103-1227 (374 amino acids)
Source: RefSeq, a predicted model, not a curated record